GACAAACUUUUUAAAUGCAAUUCUUCCAUGACGUGGAAAUGUCUCGACCUCAACACAAAAAUCAGAUCUCUUGCGCACACAGUGGGCUUUACUGUGCAUGUGGGGCUCUUUCCCCGGGUGGGAUUCAAACAAGAACCGCCACUGACCAUAGGAGGGGUUAACAGAGGUAGGGACCUCCACGCCCACCCCGCCUCUCGGUCCCACCUUUCCACGGGUCUCUCGCUCCUCUCUGCUCUUCCUCUCAGUCUGACGGACUCCGGCGCGACUCACGGCUGAAUCCCCGGAGUGAAGAUGCGGGCGGUCGGAGCCGCGGGUGUCGCUGAGCUGUGGGCCGUGCUGGCCGCCCUGGUGGCCGGCGCCGCGUCCGAACUGGCGACGCUGGUGCAGGAGCAGGUGGAGCCCGAGUCGCCCGUGCUGCCGCCGAAGGUUAUGAUCGCGAUCCUGGCCCGGAACGCGGCGCACAGCCUGCCGCACUACCUGGGCUGCAUCGAGCGGCUGGAGUACCCGAAGGAGCGCAUAGCGAUCUGGGCAGCGACAGACCAUAAUGUAGACAACACCACUGCCAUGUUGAGAGAAUGGCUGAAGAGAGCGCAGCGCGUUUAUCACUAUGUGGAGUGGAGGCCGAUGGAGGAGCCCAGCUCCUACACAGAUGAGUGGGGUCCAAAGCACUGGCCCCCUUCCAGAUUCAACCAUCUAAUGAAGCUGAGGCAGGCAGCCCUGAAGGCUGCGCGGGAGCGAUGGGCCGACUACAUCCUGUUUGCCGACAGCGACAACCUGUUGACCAACCCCCGAGUGCUGGACCUGCUGAUGGCCGAGAACCUGACGCUGGUCGCUCCCAUGAUGGAGUCUCGCUCUCUCUACUCCAACUUCUGGUGCGGCGUCACCCCACAGGGUUACUACAAGCGAACCCCCGACUACCAGCCAAUCAGGGAGUGGAAGAGGCUCGGCUGUUUCCCUGUUCCUAUGGUGCACAGCACCUUCCUUCUGGAUCUUCGCCGCGAAUCCAGCCAAAAUCUGGCGUUCUACCCCCCUCAUCCGGACUACAGCGGGGCCUUUGAUGACAUCAUGGUGUUUGCCUUCUCGGCACGUCAAGCAGGCGUGCAGAUGUACGUGUGCAAUAGGGAACACUACGGCUUCCUGCCCGUCCCGCUCAAAGCUCAACAAAAUGUGGACGACGAAACUGAGAGUUUCAUACACACCAUCUCAGAAGCUCUGAUUGAACACGACAUGGAGCCGUCUCAGUACAUCUACACUCCGCCGUUACCCCCAGAUCCAAUGGACUUCAAUGAUAUUUUCCUGAUUAACUUGAAACGCCGUCUGGACAGAAGAACCAGGAUGUUGAAAACAAUGGGCGCCAUGGGCAUUCGCCCCACUCUGAUUGAUGCAGUGGACGGGAAAGCUCUAAAUACAUCCCAGCUGCAGGCACUGGGAAUUGAGAUGUUGCCAGGCUAUAAGGAUCCAUAUUCUGGUCGCGUCCUCACCAGAGGGGAGAUUGGCUGCUUCCUGAGUCACCACUCUAUAUGGAAACAGGUGGUUGAUCGUGGCCUGCAGAAGGUUCUGGUUCUGGAGGACGAUGUGAGGUUUGAACCCAGGUUUAAACGAAGGCUUCAGGCCAUCAUGGAGGACAUAGACAGAACCCAGCUGGACUGGGACCUCAUCUACGUGGGAAGAAAGCGAAUGCAGGUGCAGCAGCCGGAGCUUUCAGUGGAAGGUGUGGACAACCUGGUGGAAGCCGACUAUUCCUACUGGACCCUGGCCUACGCUCUUUCACAACAAGGGGCCCGAAAGUUGUUGGGGGUACAACCUUUCACCAAGAUGCUCCCUGUCGACGAAUUUCUUCCCAUCAUGUUCAACAAACACCCCAAUGUUCAGUACAUGUCCCAUUUCGAGCCACGGGACCUGAAGGCCUUCUCCGUGGAGCCGCUGCUGCUCUAUCCCACCCACUACACCGGCGAGCCGGGCUACAUCAGCGACACUGAGACCUCCACCAUCUGGGACGACGAGGAUGUCGCCACAGACUGGGACCGGCAGCACGCCCGCAAGACGGCCCAGCAGGGCCGCAUCCGACCCGUGGCGCAGAACAGCGUCACCGGAGACUCGCCGCCUCCUGCUGCCCGAGCAUCGCGCGACGAACUCUGAUGAAUUCGGGCGAGAGACUCGGUGAACGCCCCGCAUACACGCACUCCAAAGGGAAACUGGUGCUGACAUACUGUACAGGCGUUCAAUUAAAAACAGGUGGAUUGCAGCAGAAAUCAGACGAGCCUCGUUUCUGCCACCUGGGGAAGGGACAAGGCUCUCAGAUUCUGGGACGAGGGCCAAACACGACUUUUACAAAGAACUUUAUUUAUUCUCCAUGUGUCUCCUCGGUGCGUGUGGAUCCAGUUCUGGCCUGAAAGACUUUACACACGCGAGUCGGCUAGCAACAUUUACAUGAUGUGAAAAGAAAGCAACGAAAUCUUUUGUGAAUUCAUUUUUGUGUUUCAAAAAGGAUUAUUUUUAUUUAAGCAGAACAAAUGUGCGUCUAAGAGACUGCGGCGGUAUAAAAGAAACCUACAGCUGGCCGAAAACAUUUCUUUUUUAUUUUUUUCUCACAAAGCUGUGCAUCAACAUCUCUACUGUAUUUAUACUUAGUUUUGCUCGCUGGUUCCUAUUUGUAAUUCUUACAUACUGAGCAUGUGUAGGAGGAUGGAGGCUGACGUUUUGUACCCCAGAGUAAUUUUUCAGAUGAUGUCAUGCAAACAGAAAAAAAAUUAAAUAAAAUAAAAGUAUGCAGCGGUUUCUUGCCAAGCAGCAGGGCAGCAACAGAUGCUUUUCAUGGUCUAAAGUUUUUGUUGCAGGAGGAAGAGGAUCUUUCAUAGCAGGCUGGCCCUGCUUGUUAAUAUUUCAGGACAUUGUUUUGUUACCCUAGAAACAAACAAAGUUUUAAUCAAUUCUGUCGAUCUUAAAACAUACGAGAUUUUGGAUUCUUCUCCUGAACACAGGCUCUUCUUUGUUGGGUUGCGCUGCAGAGUUGGGAGCAAUAAAACUUCUUCACUUCUUUAUCUGCCUCUGCAGACUAAACAGGCAGAUGUUAUCUGUCUUUUUGCACCCUUUCGUGUUGUUGUUGUUGUGCAGACAUGGUGGAGUGAUUGAAGACGGUAAAAAAGAAAAAGAAAAAAAAUCCUCCGUCAGCCAGAUUAAAACUCUUGAGACAAAUCACUUUUUCUUCUCUGCUGGGCUAACAUAGUCAUUAACUCUGUGUAUAUUAUUGUUUAAAGAGUUUAGAACAACCAUAACUUUCGUCUAAAUGUUCCCAUGACCUCCUGGGAAUCUCCUAUAAUGAAGAUAAUGGGAUUACACAGAUGGGGGUAAAACACAAUAAAAGCUUAGGGCCUCCCUGUUAAUUUAAGGGUUUGAGCAUGGAUCGUGUAAGGAACAAUCUGUCUUUGUGGUGUGCUGCCUCCUGGUGUUAGACCAGUUCUGUGAAAUAUGUCACGGCUUUAUGCUUCCUGUCCGCUGUGGGAUUCGACUGGAGAUGGUGUGAGAUGGAAGGAGAGCACAGACCCACAACUGAGGGGAUUAUGGGCUACAUUUGCAGCUUCCUGCAAGAGUUCUCACACUCGUUUGGCGUUUUGCUCAUUCUGUACUGCUACACCAAAGACUUAUUGGGAUUUUAUACCAAGAAACAAGAUUCGUGACUUUUAUUUUUAAUUGGUCACAAAUAAAAAUCUGAGAAGCAUUCGAGUUACUCCGACAUCCAAACAUGGAUACGGUUUAACUGGUUGCUUUCACAAGUCACUUAAUUAGCAAAUGUGCAGAAUUGUGAACAUGUCAGCGUGGGUACAACUGCGCUGGUCUAAAAUGUUCUCUAUAAAACGACAUUUUAUAGAGAACAUUGUUGAACACCCAGCUGAAGAUCAAGGAACACAUCAGAGUUUUGGAAGCAAAAAAGUUGUGCAGACGUUUCAGUGAGUCGGUUUGCCACCAGCUAUGUGUGACAGCCGGAUCUAAUUACACUUAAAACACAAUCUGUGUCAAAAACUAACGCCACUCACCACCCUGAACAUACUGGCCCCACUGUGGAGCAUAGUUGUGGCAGCGUUAUGCUGUGGGGAUUUCUUUCUUUCUUUUCCAGCUGGAUAGUGAAGCCAUUUACACAAUAAACAUGUUCAAAUUGUUUUUGUCAGUGACUCAGGGAGGCUGAGGUUAAAAAUUUCAGAUUAAUAUUUAGGUUAAAAUGUCAAUUUUAAGAUUCUUUCUGUUUUCAAGCUUUGAAAAAAAAAAAGAGCUCUAUUAUUUUAAAAUGCAAAAAAAAAAGGGUUAGGGUGUGAAUAUUUUUGUAAUAUUCUGUAUACUUUGUACAGAACAAGGGAGAAAAGUGAAUGCCUAAUUUGAUUUAUUGAUUGCUUUGGUACAAGAGGUUAAAAAAAACAAAAAACAUUUGGUUAUGUUUAGACAAAUAAUCUGUUUUGAAAAUGCUGAGUGAAAAUCUAUUAACUAUCCUUCUAUUUGUCCUGCUAUGUUGUCAUAAAGUUAAUUUUUGUUGCUGUUAAGAACUACUUGUAAGUUUCUUCCUUUCAACGCUGGAUUUAAGUUAACUUUUUUGUGCUAUGCUGCCAUCUGCUGGCCAAAGAUGAAUUUUCCUCUGCUACUUCAGUUAAACAUUAAAUGAAGCAGUACAAGGGAUACUCAACUUGUAGAUUUUUAACAGCAUCAAUAACUCUAAGGCCAUAUGGUCAUAAAUAGGAAAGAUGACCAGAGUUUCCAGAAUAUAUAGGAGUAAUAAGACUGUAAAUAUUCAGCAUACCUGAGUUUUACAUCUGUAUCUAAUGUAUUGUUGAUGAUCAACUUAUGUUUUGUACUUCACCAGUAAAAACUCUGUUUAAUUUGACAAAAAAAAAGUCAUUUGAGCCAUAGUUUGUGUAUUUAAUAUAAUAGCUGGUAAUACAAACACUAACCCUUAAAUUAAAUAAAUGUAUGAUUUAUUCAUA
Molecule: messenger RNA, 4970 nt
Organism: Poeciliopsis prolifica (blackstripe livebearer)
Lineage: Eukaryota; Metazoa; Chordata; Actinopteri; Cyprinodontiformes; Poeciliidae
Gene: colgalt2b
Product: collagen beta(1-O)galactosyltransferase 2b
Exons: 12
Coding region: 292-2139 (615 amino acids)
Molecular function (GO): procollagen galactosyltransferase activity
Source: RefSeq, a predicted model, not a curated record